Messenger RNA from Aspergillus calidoustus, 2202 nucleotides. The record is from the annotation of a GenBank genome assembly. Lineage: Eukaryota; Fungi; Ascomycota; Eurotiomycetes; Eurotiales; Aspergillaceae.
AUGGCCACUCCAACAUUUAUUGUGGAUAUGCCACCUGCAGGCCCAUCAUCCAACCCAAAAAAAAGGAGCCAAGUGGCCAGGGCCUGCAACUGGUGCCGCGUGCACCGUCUGAAGUGCGACUCGGAAUAUCCCUGCGCGAACUGUCGGAAGAGAGGUGGACAGUGCAAUCACGACCGGCUGACGCGAUCGGUUACACUCCCACAAGCCUAUCGCGAGAUUGAGAGGUUGAAAGCGCGAGUUAGCGAACUCGAACUCGAGCUGCAGAAUGAGCGGCAACGUCCCUCCGGUUGGCAGCUGCAAACGCCCGCGACCCCAGAGGAUGAACUCGAGGGCAAUGCUCCGAAGACUGAAAAACAAAGUCAGGAUAAAUUCUGGGAAGGCAUUCAUAUCAGCACAGCUCGAUCUCCAAACAAGACGUGGUACGGUGCAUCGUCGCUUUUCUUUUUCAUCGGCAGCAUCAACAAGUUCUUGGCUACGGCUCUAAAAGAAAAUCACUCGGCGAGAGGUAUGAUGCCCGAAUCUGCCAGUACAGUCCUUGAUGGCCCGGCAGAGGAUCUUCAUAGCGAGCAGCCCAGCCAGGCCGCUCCAAUUGCCGAUUCAAUCCGACCGGCGGAAUCGCUCAGCUCAAUGCAGGAAGAGUAUUUCAUCAACCUCUUCUGGGAAUCGUACUAUCCGUCCUUUCCAAUACUAGAUGAAGCGGAAUUCAAAGAACACUACCAAUCUCUGUGGACGGCUGGGGCGACAGAAAGAAAACCCUCCGCCCUCGUCGACAUGGUCUUGGCUCUCUGCAUGCAGUAUGGUAUGGCUCGACAGCCAGGUCGGCGGCACGCGUUGACCACCACUAACAAGGGCAAUGUUGAUGAUUCAGACUCUACUAUCGCUGGUCGCUGGCAUUACCGCCGCUGUCUAGCGCUAUUGUCGAGCCAACUAGAAAGCCCAACUCUGUCCACACUGCAAUGUCAUAUCCUCUGCUCGAUAUACUUAUGCAACGCUGGCUUUCAAAACAUGACAGAUAACUCUUGCGGUCUCGCAGUUCGCACCGCUUUUAUGCUCGGCUUGCAUCUUGAACCUCCCCAGAGCAUGCCGCAGCGGGAAAGGGAGCUACGGAAGCGUAUAUGGUGGAGCUUGUACAUUCUGGAGAGUAACCGAAGCAUGAAGAUGGGUCGUCCGUUCAUUCUUCAAGAUUCGUCAUAUUAUUGCUCCCUGCCUUCGGAUGACAGGGAGAUCGCUAGAAGCUCGGGCACUAGCUUCGCUCCGAUCGCAGAGAACAUCACCUGGUUGACAUGGAGUCUCUACAAAACAAAACUCGUCAUUGCGGUGCGAAAGGCAUACAUGAGCUUUUACACCAAGCCGCCGGAUGCUGUCGUGAUAGGCGAUACAGGAGCCAUCGCGGCGAUCAUGGAGGGGUGGCUGAAGGGUGUCCCCGAAGCCUUGAAGACAGCGCGACAGAACGGCGGUGUUCCUUUCUCAACGGACCUCUCACCAGUACAGAUUGAGCAGUUCACUCCCGGGUGGCUCCAGCGCGAACGCCUCCUGCUCGAGCUGACAUACCACUGCAUGUCCACCAAUCUCUACCGAUCGUCCAUUUGCUUCACUCUCAACGGAGCCCCGCCGUCCGCUACGGAACAAGCGGCGUCAAAAUGUGCUGCCCACGCUAUUGCCCUCACACACAUAACGUACCAGGUGCUCAACUUGUCUUCUGUCCUACACGGCUGGCACGAGGCCUUCCAAUGGCAAUGGAAUGUCUCAAUGACGCUCGUUGGAUACGUGCUGGCCUUUCCGCAGACUUCGUCCUCGGCCGCUGCUCGAGAAGCCAUCGACCUGUCAGUGUCUGUCUUUGAGCAUUUCGGGAACAGUUUCGCGGUCGCUACCAACGCGGCAACGAUAAUGCGAGAUCUAAGCCGCAAGGUCGACCGCUUACGAAACAAUAUGAGGACGGACAAAGCUUCUAUUCAGAAUACCCUUAGCGAACCAGCAUCCACAGGGCCAGCCCAGCCCUAUGAUAACUCCCAAUUUCAGACACUGCCGAAUUCUCCAACAAACACCCAGGAAAUUGACUGGCUUUCGCAGCUGGGAAUGGGAAGCGCUACCGCGGAGAUUGGAGGUAUCCUGGGCCAUUCUAUCGAUGUGUCGGCUGAGAUGUAUGCGGAUCUCGAUUGGUCGGACGUCAACGGCACUUUUUUCGACCAAUGGGCUUUGUAG